Molecule: messenger RNA, 882 nt
Organism: Lactuca sativa (garden lettuce)
Lineage: Eukaryota; Viridiplantae; Streptophyta; Magnoliopsida; Asterales; Asteraceae
Source: RefSeq, a predicted model, not a curated record
AUGAUUAACCUUUCCAACAACUACAUCACUGAAUUUCAUCAGCAACCUCAAUUUCUCCCAUGGAAACGUUUAGAAGAAUUUAGCAUCGACAAUAAUCUGUUACAAGGGCAGCUACUAAUUCCACCACAGACCACAGUUGUUUAUAUUGCCUUAAGUAACAACCUGACAGGAGAAAUACCGCCAUUGAUAUGUGAAGUGAAAUCUCUUCGAGUCUUAGCUUUGGCGUUUAACAACAUGAGUGGAACUCUUCCUCCGUUUGUUGGUGUCAGAACAGAGUAUGAAAAGAUUCUAACCAUAUUCACGGCUAUUGAACUCUCUUGUAACCAUUUUGAAGGAGAAAUCCCACCAUCACUCCAAGAUCUUCGAGGCCAUGAAUCACUCAAUCUUUCCAACUAUCAUUUUAGUGGAUGUGUCUUGCCAUCUUUGGGGUUCCUAAAGAAUCUUGAAUUUGGAUCUUUCCCAAAACGAGCUAUCUGGAGAAAUUCCUCGGCAAUUGGUAAACUCAACUUUCUUUCCAUUUUCAAUAUGUCAUUCAACCAUCUUGAUGGGUGCAUACCAAAAGGGAAGCAAUUUGAUACAUUUGAGAAUGACUCCUACAUGGGCAAUCCACGAUUGUGCGGAGAACCUCUAUCCAAAGAAUGUCAAGGUUCAAAGGCGACAACGGUUCCACCAGUAAGCAGUAUGUAUGAGUCUGACUCUCUCCUCCCAAACAAAACAAUUGAUUGGAUCUUUGUAUUCUGUGGAGUUGGAAGUGGACUGGUUGUUGGGGUUGUUAUUGGAAACAUUUUAUAUGAAAGAUAUAAUGAUCGGUUCACAAAGAGGAGGGACAUAUGGGUGAGGUCACUUAGUUACACAAGGAAAUACCAAGGUACAAUUCCUUAG